Molecule: messenger RNA, 2214 nt
Organism: Juglans microcarpa x Juglans regia
Lineage: Eukaryota; Viridiplantae; Streptophyta; Magnoliopsida; Fagales; Juglandaceae
Product: ATP-dependent DNA helicase 2 subunit KU70
Exons: 19
Coding region: 190-2076 (628 amino acids)
Biological process (GO): double-strand break repair via nonhomologous end joining; cellular response to gamma radiation; cellular response to X-ray
Cellular component (GO): Ku70:Ku80 complex; nucleus
Molecular function (GO): damaged DNA binding; telomeric repeat DNA binding; DNA helicase activity
Source: RefSeq, a predicted model, not a curated record
AUCCUCCGUAGCUGCUUCUUGACUACUGCUGAAAGAUCAAAACAAGAAAGGGUAGGAACUAGGAAGAGUAGUCCGGAAGCUUGUUUCAAAUAAAUAAGGCGGGUGAGGACGGUGAUACUAGGUUCUCUCCCACUCUCAGAUUCUUUCCUCAAUCACUCUCUCUGUCUCUCCCCCAAUUUCGUGAGAGCAAUGGACUUGGACCCAGAUGACGUGUUCAGAGACGACGAAGAUGACCCCGACAACGAGCUUUAUCUGGAAAGAGAGUCGACCAAAGAGCUUUUGGUUUACCUUGUCGAUGCUUCCCCCAAAAUGUUCUCCACUACUUCCCUUGCCGGAGAUCAAAAGGAUGAAACUCAUUUCCAAAUUGCUCUGAGUUGUAUCUCACAGUCGUUGAAGACUCGGAUCAUCAAUAGCUCAUAUGAUGAAGUUGCUAUUUGCUUCUUUAACACUAGGGAAAAGAAAAAUUUGCUGGACAUAAACGGAGUUUUUAUAUUUAAUGUUGCUGAACGGGAGUUUCUAGACAGACCAACAGCAAGGCUUAUAAAAGAAUUUGAUUGCGUAGAGGAAAGAUUUAUGAAAGAAAUUGGGAGUCAGUAUGGUAUUGUGUCUGGGACUCGAGAAAAUUCUCUUUACAAUGCUCUUUGGGUAGCACAAGCACUGCUGCGUAAAGGAUCUGCAAAGAUGGCUGAUAAACGGAUACUUCUGUUUACAAAUGAAGAUGAUCCUUUUGGGAAUGUCAAGGGAGCAACAAAAAUAGAUAUGACAAGAACCACAUUGCAGCGAGCUAAAGAUGCACAAGAUCUAGGCAUCUCAAUCGAAAUUCUCCCCUUGAGUUGGCCAGAUGAGGAGUUCAAUGUUUCUCUUUUCUAUGCUGAUUUGAGUGGAUUGGAAGGUGAUGACCUUGCUCAGUUUUUUCCCUCCACAGUAGAAAAAUUGCAAGAUAUGAAAGAUCAACUGAGAAAGCGUAUGUUCAAAAAGCGCAUAGUUAAAAGAAUCACGUUUUCUAUUGCAAAUGGAUUAUCAAUUGAAUUGAAUUCCUAUGCUUUGAUACGCCCUGCUCUUCCAGGAGCAAUUACCUGGCUUGAUUCUGUCAGCAAUCGUCCUUUGAAGACUGAAAGAUCUUUCCUCUGUUCCGAUACUGGUGCAUUGUUGCAAGAACCUCCUAAACGAUAUCAGUCCUACAAAAAUGAGAAUAUUACAUUUUCAGUGGAGGAGCUAUCAGAGAUAAAAAGAGUUACAACUGGAAAUCUUCACCUUCUAGGAUUCAAGCCAUUAAGUUGCUUGAAAGAUCAUCACAACUUGAGGCCAUCAACGUUUGUUUUUCCAAGUGAUGAGGAAGUGAUAGGUAGCACUUGCAUUUUCAUUGCCCUGCAUAGAUCCAUGUUACGGCUCAAGCGGUUUGCACUGGCAUUUUAUGGCAGUUCAUCUCGUCCUCAGUUGGUUGCUCUUAUUGCUCAAGAUGAGAUUAUCAGCCAUGGUGGUCAGAUUGAGCCACCAGGAAUGCACAUGAUACAUCUUCCUUACUCUGAAGACAUCAGGCAUGUCGAAGAGGUUUAUUCAUAUUCAAAUGGGGCAACACCUAAAGCAACUGAUGAUCAAAUUAUGAAGGCUGCUGCCUUAAUGAAACGGAUCGAUUUUAAGGAUUUUUCAGUAUGCCAAUUUUCUAACCCUGCCUUGCAGAGGCACUAUGCAGUACUGCAAGCUCUGGCUUUGGAGGAGCUUGACAUACCAGAAACAAACGAUGAAACCCUCCCUGAUGAAGAAGGCAUGUCUAGGCCAAGAGUGGUAAGUGCAUUGGAAGAAUUCAAACUUUCUGUGUAUGGGGACAACGAUGAUGUGGAAAGUGAACUUGUGGAUAAUGGAAAAGCAAGUGAGACCUCCAAAAAACGAAAAGCAAUUGCUGAAAAUGCAGUUAAGGAGUGUGCAAACUUUGAUUGGGAUGACCUUGCAGAUAGUGGGAAGCUGAAGGAUUUGACAGUGGUGGAGUUGAAAUUCUACUUGACAGCACACAAGCUUCCUGUUGGUGGAAAGAAGGAAGCUUUGAUCAGCAGGAUAUUAACACACAUGGGAAAGUGAGGAACUUGGGCAUCAAAAUACAUCCUUUGCAAAGUGUCUAAAGCUAUGACAAAAGACAUGGUGGAGCAAUUUUUUUGUUCCUUUUGAAUGAUUAUGUUGUACUUGAUCAGUUUGUGCAUGUAGUAGCUCUUGUUUGAA